Molecule: messenger RNA, 1164 nt
Organism: Phytophthora sojae
Lineage: Eukaryota; Oomycota; Peronosporomycetes; Peronosporales; Peronosporaceae
Exons: 3
Coding region: 1-1164 (387 amino acids)
Source: RefSeq, a predicted model, not a curated record
AUGCAUGCCAACGACGGUACCUUGGCCGAGAACUGGAUUUUUGAACGUGGCGGCUGGAAGUUGGUCCGCGUCAACAAGGCCUUCGGGUACAUGCUUGGUACAACCCAAGCCGACCAAAAGGUGUCCCGCGUCCUGAGUGGCUGGAAGCCCAAGGACGGGCGGCUACCAACGCUAGCCGCUCUGGACACGCCAGUCUUGGUCCGCGCUCGCAAGAUGCAGCAGCUUCUUUUUUUCAGCACGAUAGCGUUCGCUGACGGUGCCUUGAACCUCGACGACGACGUUGCUGAUGCCCUUACGGCUACCCUGUUCAUGCAUUACCCCGAAAUGUUAGUGCUCUGCCCAAGCCGCCCGCUUAUCACGAAGAUACGUGAGCUCCUAGCACAACGAGCCAUCGGUGAGUCCGAGCUGCUGGUGUGGAGCGUGACGAUUAACCAGGCAUUCGUGGCACCUCCUGCAUCAGAGGCUUCGGCUAGUGCUGGUGAGGAGCAGUCGCCUGCGUUGAUUGACCUCAUCAAGCGUCAGUCCGAUCAGAUCGACGUCUUAAUACUGCAGAAUAAACGACUCGACGAGCGCAUAUUAGCUGUUGAAGCACACCUGCAAGCACUUACCAACACAGCCGCAACUCGAUCAGCCAACACCGACACCACACUUCCUGCUCCCGAGCAACCACCGCCAAUAGGAGCUACGACGACACGCCCGAAGAAGAAGGGAGCCCAGUCGUUGUCGACAAUCUGGUUCGAGUGGUUUACAGCGGAGCCUCGUGCGCACAUCGCAGGGUACCUUAUGCUCUUCUUACCUGAAGAUUUCGCGCUUGACACUUCGUCGCCUGCAUACAAAAGCGAGGUCCUGGAGCUUGGUGAUAAAGCGCAGCAGAACGCACUCACCUUCUUGAAAUCGCACGGCUCCUCCGCGGUUGCAGCGGGUUCGGCGUUGAAGGCUCUUCGUCAGAUGCAGAAGCUUGGUAAGCUCGACGCGUUCAUCGCCCAAUUCCAUGAACGCGUUGACCAAGGUGUCAUUUUCUCGGCCACCAUCAAUCUGCGCAAGACCAGCCAGCCGGCAGUGUCGCUGCAGCCGCACUCACUGGUCCUGUUGUUGCUGCUGAUGCUGGCCUCACCGGCCAUCACCCCGCGCGAGGCCAUGCCGCAGCACGAGUCACCCGUGUAA